GUAACCUAACAUGAUGAAGCGUAGUAUCUCAAUGAUGGCGGCAGGUGCGAAGAGGAAGGCAGGCGUGGGAGAUGCCCCGAGUGCCAAAAGAACGCCUGGUCACUGGAGUCAAGGUCUUUUAUCGUCCAUGGAUGACCCAGAACUCAGAGUAGAUGCUGAUGAUAAACUUGUAAUUAUUAAGGACAAAUACCCAAAGGCACUACAUCACUUCCUUGUUUUGCCAAAGGAGAAGAUUGCCAACUUAAAGAAAUUGAAGUCAGAACAUAUACCCCUCCUUAAACACAUCCACAAGAAAGGAACUGAGAUAGCAGAGAAAGCAGACCAGAAUCUGCAGUUUCGGUUUGGCUAUCAUGCUGUUCCCAGUAUGAGCCACCUUCACAUGCAUGUGAUCAGCCAGGACUUUAACAGCCCCUUUCUCAAGACAAAGAAGCACUGGAACUCCUUCACUACUGAGUAUUUCAUUGAUUCCAAAGAUAUCAUAGACCAGCUGGAAGAAUUGGGGAGAGUAGAGACAAACACAACUGAGAAUGAGCAAAUGCUCAAGAGAGAGCUGAGGUACUGACAUCUUGGUGUCACAAGUGCUCCAAGACAUUCUCAACAAUGCCAGCCCUCAAGUCUCACAUUGUCCUGCACAACGCAUCUAAAAAAAAGUCAUGAUAGUUUCACAGGCUUGCUUAUGUAUAAACUGUAAAUAAAGCAUCACUCUUCA
Messenger RNA from Haliotis rubra (blacklip abalone), 709 nucleotides. Its product is annotated as aprataxin-like. Gene Ontology annotation, biological process: single strand break repair; double-strand break repair. Bases 11 to 562 code for a protein of 183 amino acids. The transcript has 6 exons. The record is from RefSeq and is a predicted model, not a curated record. Gene Ontology annotation, cellular component: nucleus. Gene Ontology annotation, molecular function: DNA 5'-adenosine monophosphate hydrolase activity; double-stranded RNA binding; mismatched DNA binding. Lineage: Eukaryota; Metazoa; Mollusca; Gastropoda; Lepetellida; Haliotidae.